AUGUGUGCUAACACUGAAAAAAGAGAAGCAGAAGAGGAAGAAUCAAUGAUGCCCGUUGCUGACAGUGGUCCAGCUGUUGCUGACAAUGGUCCUGCUGUUGCGAGCAGGUCCACCCGAAAUUUUGAAAGAAACACUUUAAAAAUAUUAUUCAUAUCCUUAAAAAGUCUCUUGACCAGAUUGAAGCUUCCUGAACCCAAUAUUUCAAACGCUUUCGUACCUACUGACUUGCGAAAUGUACCGAAGCCUGAUAGACCACAGCUAAAUUUAUAUGAGCCAGAUGAAUCCGAAGAUCUCGGAGCCGUAUCGAGAAGUAUAGAAGCAAGGUUCCAAGUAGACGUUUUGGAAAAAAAGAUCACUAAAGAAAAAGAAAAAGAAGAAAAAUUAAAGGUAGAAGGAAAAUUGCCGUUUCUUCUUUCCCCCCCAGACCUUGAUUCUAUUUUGGGUUUUUGGAAGAAUAUCGCCGUAAGUGAUCCUGGGAAAAGAGCUUACUUUUUUGGUUACUGGAUAACUUUCAAGUUCAUGCUUUUCUUUUUUCUCUUCAUUUACUCUCAAAUUCAUGAACAAGACCAUCGUAGUUUUGAAAAACUUCAAUUGUCUCACAUCAGUUCGCAAAAUCCCGCAAUUUCUCAGAAGAAUAGCUACAAAUUAGAACAGGCAGUUAUAGAGAUUGAAUUUAUCAAAUCUAUUUCUUUUUCACCGGAGUCGCUUAUACGUUUGUCAGCUAUGUACCCCAGAUGCAUAUUUCACUCCGUUUUUUUCGAUGAGCAAAACUCGAAGAAUAAGAGACUGGAUCAGAUUGCUUAUAAUAACACAGGAUGCUGUGUGAAAAAUGAAAUAAUAAAUGGUACUUACGUGGCUUGCUUUCAAAGUCACGAAUCUGAAUGCAAAGCAACAUCAUUCCGUUUUCAAAAAAAUCAUGAUUCAAUUGGUCCAGUAUGCGGAAGAGAUCCCAAUUAUUGUACUUCACCGCCCCCAGACUCGUUCAAUAAAACGGACAUCACUGAGUGGAAAGAUUGCAUUUCUUAUAAAGCUGAUGUGAAGGACGCCAAACACAUGAACUGCAAUCUCCUCCAAUCGCCAUGCUGUCUGCUAACAGGUGAAUGCAAACUUAUGGGCAAAACUGAGUGUGGAGAAAAUGGAGGCACCUUUCAUUCUGAUGCACGGUUUUGUUCUGAAGUGGAUUGCUUCUACAAUCUAUGUGGAGUACAAACAAUUGCUUUUUGGAGAAUAAUUCAAAGCAUUUUUUUAGUCUCUGGAAUAUUGCAAUUCGUAGUGGAAAUAAUUUUCUUUUUAUUCAUUGUACCAACGAUGGAGGCCAAGUAUGGAACAUUGUAUACAACUUUCGUUUUCAUGAGCACGGCUAUAUUAGACAAUAUUUUAUUUAUUUGGUGGUAUCCGGAUCUUUUGACAGUGUCUUCAACAUCUGGAAUGACUGCAUUGUUCACAUUUGCAAUUAUGGAACAUGCGUGGUACUUCAUUAUUGGAAAGUUUUGCCAAACGGAUAAAGAUAUUGAUAUGAGUAAUGUUACCUGGAAAUUGGUUCUGAGAACCGUUAUUGUGGGAUUAGUUUGUAUUGCAACGAUUCUUUUGACUACGUCUUUUGUCAAGCUAGGUCAGCUUUUGAUAGGCGCAGUAUCUGGCCUUAUUUUCUCAUUCAUACUCAUAGUUAUACCACUGCUAAAUAAGACGCCCAUUCAAAAAAGUGGUUGA
This is a messenger RNA of Auanema sp. JU1783, 1710 nucleotides long. The record is from the annotation of a GenBank genome assembly. Lineage: Eukaryota; Metazoa; Nematoda; Chromadorea; Rhabditida; Rhabditidae.